CCAGUGCAUGAAACCCCUGGCAACGAGCAUGACACCCAGUGCAUGAAACCCCUGGCAAUGAGCAUGACACCCUGAGCAUGAAAACCCCUGGCACCGUGCAUGGAACCAAGAGCAUGAAACCCCUGGCAACGAGCAGCAUUGUAUAACCCAAUCAAAAUGGGUAAAUGUGUCCGAACACUUAAGUACUUGCUGUUUGGCUUCAAUUUAUUGUUCUGGGCAGUUGGAUGCUCCAUAAUAGCUAUUGGAAUUUACUUUGUCGUUCACAAUAUCUACGGGACCCUGUUUCCAAAAAUUCCCUCUCUAACAAUUGGCAAUGUCUUCAUUUUUUUGGGCUGUAUCAUAAUGGUAUUUGGAUUCCUAGGAUGUAUGGGUGCAAUUAAAGAAAACAAGUGUUUACUCCUUACUUUCUUUAUUUUGCUCCUGCUGAUUCUGCUGACUGAAGUAACACUGGCAAUCAUUCUCUUUAUAUAUGAACGAGAGUUAGCGCCUUAUGUACAAAAACAACUAACAAGUAGUUUUGAAGAACACAGAGCAAUAAACAACCAGAAUUCUACAAUAUGGGACACCUUACAGAGUAGUCUGAAGUGCUGUGGAAUCAAUGGCUCAAAAGAUUGGGGCAACUCAAUUCCGCCAUCUUGUUGCCCCAGAGAUAGUAAAGUGUGUACGGCUGAAGGAGCAUAUGGGGUGGGGUGCGUUAAUUCUUUCAAUAAUUGGUUUGAAAACAAUUUCCUUUAUGUUGGAAUAACUAUCAUUUGUACUUCUAUUAUUGAGGUACUAGGAAUGUCCUUUGCGCUGACGCUGUACUGCCACAUCUCCAGAAGCAGUAGCUCGCUGAGUACAUAGUGAAACACAGACCACAGAACUGCACGAGAUCAUCACAAGCAUCCUGCACACACUCCUGUGUACAACAUUUGGAACGUGCAGGGACAAAUACUAAGCUUUGCAUCCCAUUACUGCAGCACAACCAUUAGCUUAAAGUGCCCAUCUUGUCAAUGCACAGUUAGUUCCAAUAUUAAUGAAAUGGCAACUUACCAGGUCACUAGAAAGAAACCACCAGCAUUGCCGUGCUCAGGUACAUCAGUGGUUCCUAGUGAAGUGUUGGGUUACAUUUUUAUGGAUAUUGGUUACUUCAUACCCUCCAGCUGGACCUUUUUGGCAGGUACAGCACCUUUUUUUAUGGUCUCUACCGAUUUUUGGAUCUCCAAACUUCCAUUGAAAGUAUAGGAAAAGGGGCAUGGCCACGCCACUUUAUCCGUGGCCACGCCCCCCUUUCGAAUUUGUACCGAUUUUUAUGUGUAAAUUGUUGGAGGGUUUGUUACUUACCUUCAAUGGGGCUCAUGUAGAGUAGGACACAUUUGUACCAUGGACGUAAGCAAGAAAAUAUGCAUGCAUGCAUGAAAAAGUAUGUAUAUUUAUGCAUUCCCAUAAAGAUGUGGUACUCUAUAUGUAUACCAUGGGGCUUAUGCAGAGGUGUGCUUAUGAUUAUUAGCACUGCACGUGCUCCACAGCUGAGCAUAUGAGAUUAUGAAGAAUUACCAGCAAAGCAUCGACAUCUCAUUUGCAUCUCCAUUUGCGGCUGAAGAGGGGUGACAGUGGGGUGAUGUGCCGUUUGCCUAAAGCAUACCUCCCAACUGUCCCGAUUUUCGUGGGACAGUCCCUUUUUUUUGUUCCAUGGUGAGGGGGGAGAGCAAUUGGGAGGCUUCUGUCACUCAGACAGAGAAUAGCAGCAAUGACAGAAGAACUGGGGCCAUGCCAGAAGCUCACAGUACUGUGCAUGCCCCCUCAGUGACAAAAACAGGGGAGUGGCUCGCAAUCGCAGCACUCAUGUGAGGGCCAUGCCCUCUUCUCUAUAGGCCACACCCCCUUUUCGGCCAAGCGCUAAGGUCCCACUUUCCCUCCCAAAGAUGCAGGGAGGUAUGAUAUAGGCCAAAUUCAGUGAAAGCGUAUUGCAGGUGUGCAGUCGAUUUUACAGGAUAUGCAGAAUUGUGCAUACACAGAGUCCCAUCCAAUUGUAAGUCACAUAUAAUGAUGUAGGCUACUUCCAUAAGCGGAUAUAUCGGGGUGGUGUGGCCACAUAAAAUGUGUUUGACUUGGCAAAUAGGUGCAAUAGCAGUUGUGUGCAAUCUGCAUCAGCCCCAAUAUGCCAGAUGUAAUAAAGCAAUCAAUGAAAUGACAAAUACACAAGAGAAGUUUUUAGCCAGUGUUAUCAGUACAUGUGAAAAUCAUAUUUAUCAUAUUAAGUACAGUCAGAGUAUAAUUAAAUAUAAACAUCUGUCACUAGAUGCUGUCAAUUCUUCAUUGUGUGCCAUGGCACCAGCAGAAAUAUACCUCCUGGCAGGUGUGUAUGUGUACGCAUCAAGGGUCACCUCAUUCAUAAUUACAUACUGUACUCCCUCCCCCAUGCCACUUCUCAAAUCACAAGGAGUCAGGAGAGUAGGAUGCGACAAAUUCUGCUUACUGACAUACAUGUUCCCUGUCUGGUGCACAUACAUCAAUCAUACCAUGGGAAUGUGUCCAACUCUACAUGAGCCUCAGGGCCUGAUUCAGAUGGGACAGAGUGGUGCCAGUUGUUGUGUCCAUGCAGAGCCACAGAUCUCAUUUCAGGUGCACGCAGGGAGAAGUGGAGUGAAAAUGUAGCGGGCAUUCCUGGGCGGUGCACGGGAGGUGUCUUAGGGCCCGAUUCAGACCUGAUUGCUGCUGUACGUUUUUGCACAGCUGGCGAUUAUCGAUAGACUGCGCAUGCGUGUGCACCGCAAUGCACAUGUGCAUCACCACACAACAACAGGCAUCGCCGAGCAGUGACAGGCUGGUGUAAAAAUUCUAAUCGCACAGCCAUUCGCAUGCUGAUUGACAGGAAGAGGCCAUUUUCAGGGAGUGUCAAGGAAAACACAGGCAUGCACAGGCAUUUUCAGGGAGGGUGUGUGACAUCAGCUCCAGCCCCGAUCAGCCUGUUCUCAUCGCACUGUAGGAGUAAGUCCUGGGCUGCGCACAGACUGCACACACUGGUGAAAACCAUUCACUGGUGAGUGAGGUGCGAACGGAUUUGCAGCUGUCCGCUGACUGAGGGAUACUUGUAGCACGCACAGGGCUGGUUCUAGCCCUAUUUGCGCCCUGGGCUGGAAAUAGGGGUGUGACUUUGUACAGGGGGCGUGGUCAGUUACGCCCCCUGUACAGUAGAGUAGCACCGCUGAAAUGCUGAGUGGUGCGCGAUGACGUCAUCGCGCACCGCACAGCAAAGGUCCUCUCCACGAAGGGAAACUAGACACGUAGCGUCUAGUUCCCUUCACAGGGGGACACAGCCGGGGGACACAGAGGGCAGCGGGGGGCACAGCAGUAGCGGAUCUUGCCAUGGUGCAGCGCCCUCUGGAUGGCGCCGGCGCCCUCCGGAAGGCGGCGCCCCGGGCAAAAGUCCUGCUUGCCCAUGGCAAGUUCCACUACUGAGCACGCAUACACAUGCGAUCGCACACUUGCACUGCGAAUAUACACUCCCCUUGGGCAGCAACUAUCUGAACACAGAACAGCAAAAUUAGCAGCCCAGCCAUCAGGUCUGAAUCACCCCCUACGCACACACAUGGAGAUAGUCCAUCUUAUGGGAGUGUCUCAUGGGUGUCAGUGAGAAUGGUUGCAUAGACAGAUGGAGAAAGUGCACCUGUCAUAGGGCUCAUGCAAGUUUCAAUGGUGCGACCGAUGGUAGCGACCAAGGAUGCACCAUUCAGUAUAACAGUAUGUACAGAUGCUGGAAGCAGGGCCUACUUAAUGUAUGGGGUCACUGGGUAGCUGCCCAGGGCCCCACAAUUCUAGGGGCCACUGAGCAGGGGCAGGCUGGGCCAAUCAAAGUGCAGCAUUUCUCUACCUUUGUAGUGGAAUUUGCAUAAAGUCACAGGCGACCACCAAUAGAUGCAGCCACGGCCACUUUUGUCCACCUCUGAAUAAGGCCCUCAUUGUGCUUAUAAGACAAGUGUACAGUACCUUAAUGUUGACCUGACAUACUCCAUUGGAAAACACAUUUAGCAAUAACAAGAAGAGACCCUUAAUGCGCUUAAUGUCAGUAGCAGCCCUUAGUCACACAGAUAAACCUUCACCGUGGUUUUAGAGAACAAUAUAUAGAAAAAUAGUGAAGCCAAGUGGCGCAGCUUUACACAUUCAGUGAUAACAAAAUUGCUUACACAAUAAUGAUGUACCAAAUAUUUCCAAACUUGAAAUAGAUAGUCAUAGACUUCGGAUAAUCGGUGCUAUAAAUAAAGAGGAACACAAAACAUUCCGAGUUGAUCGUAGCUGUGCUAAACUUAUCACAGCUACGAUCAUGUUGCCAGACAUGUGGGGGGACGUCCAGCACAGGGCUAGUCCACCCCGCAUGUCUGUCCGCCCCCCAGCCCGCGCAAGUAAAGAGCAUCGCACAGCGGCUAUGCAUUUGUGCUUGUUGUAUAACUCACGGCCAGCGCAGCUUCUGCGGCUGACCUGGAGUUGGUCGUGGCUGCCCCUGGUUGCAGCGGCUGCGAGUGAUGUCAUGCAGCCACUGCGGCCCGGCCAUGCCCGCCUGUCAAUCAGGCAGAGGCAAUCACUAGGGAACGACGGCCUUCGGCGCCGUCGCAUGCGCAGUUCUGACCCGACCACUGCGCUGCAAACAACUGCAGCGAGUGAUCGGUUCGGAAUGACCCCAUAGUGCAAUCCUGUUGAUAAUAAUAGUGAAUCUUUAUUUGUUACUGGUCCCACUCACAUGAACGAACAAGCAAAAUUGCAUGUAGAAAUCAAGACUCUGGAUAUGCACGAUUCCACUUCAUAAAUAUGUUAAAAACAUAUUUUCUCCAUCAGGCACUUGAAAUAUAAAAUUAUAAUAGUGCAAUACCAUCUGUGAAUGUAGUUAAAAAUAAUUUUAAUAAAAUACACUCACAAACGCUGAUUAAAAAUGGCAUAUAACAAAGAGGUGCUGAGGAGACAUCUGGGGAGCAAGAUACCGCAAUUCGUAAUUACCGGAGUAUAGUCAUCAAAAGUCCCGGUUACUCAUGUAAAGUCCCAGGUUACUUAUCACGAACACCGUCUCCCUGGUCCUCAGAACGACACACAUGAUCCCCUGCUUGAGCGCUUUUGGAUGAAUAUCCUUCUUCUGAAGCAUGUAAAAAACUAAUUUGUAACCUUUGUUUGACUGUGUCUAGCAUCAUAUAUGUAUUGUAAAUGUAUGACAUUCCAAAUCAGUGACAUAAAUAGAUAUUACUGUAACAAUGAAAUAGUAGGGAUUUAUUUACUAAUUGUGUUUCUGAUGUAAUGCUGUCAAUGCACUGCCUUUUAGUAAAAGAGUGUACGCAAACUAUAUCUACCUACACAGACAUAUAUUGACACAGAACCAGAAAGAGAAGAAAGAAGCAGUUUUCGUUGGACGCACUCAACCACCAUUCCUUUUCUUAAAAUAACUAUUCUUUAUUGGAUAUACAUUAAAAUAAUUUGGGGAGUUGGUGAAAUAUUAAAAUACAGUAUGAAUAAGAAAAACAAAGUGUAAUAUUAAAACUACUUAUUUCCGAUUGGUGAUCCCUCAAAGUACAAAACACAAUAAAAGGCUAUUUUGCCUAUGAAAAA
Molecule: messenger RNA, 5571 nt
Organism: Pseudophryne corroboree (corroboree frog)
Lineage: Eukaryota; Metazoa; Chordata; Amphibia; Anura; Myobatrachidae
Gene: CD53
Product: CD53 molecule
Exons: 8
Coding region: 157-843 (228 amino acids)
Cellular component (GO): plasma membrane
Source: RefSeq, a predicted model, not a curated record